AUGAGGGAUCGGUUAGCCGAACUGCAGCAGAAGUCGAAAAAUUUGACACUUUCUGAACAUCAUGAAAGACUGUUGGAGGAAGCUUACCGUGAUUCAGCGGAAGAGCCGUUGUUAUUUUCAACAGAUCAUUGGAACAAUGUGGAAACAUUCCUCUCCCGUGUAAAUGGUAUCUUAAAUGAAUUACGGGAGAUGGAAUCGUUACUUGGAGAAAUAAAAAUUAAGCACUCACAAAUUUUGAUUGAGCCUGGAGUUCACCCAAAGUUUACCCAGGACUUGAAUGCAGCCACUGAAGCCUUCAAAGUGAAGUCUUAUUCAACACAAGCUGCAGUUAGACAAAUGAAUGAGGAGGUUGACAAGUUAAAAAAAGAUCCGAACUCUGAUGCUGUGGAAGGGGUGGACGCUCGCAUCAAGAGGGAUCAGGUUAUGGCAUUAACAAGGAAAUUUCAAAACGUUCUCCUCUCCUUCAAUGAUGAGCAGUUGACGUACAAAGAAAAGUGCAAACAAAAGAUCUCGUCAUACCUUGCUUUAUCAGGGCAAAAAAUUUCAAAUGAAGACAUUGAUAAAGCCAUUGAAGAUGGACAGUUAUUCGAUUACACCAAAGGAGUAUGUUCACUUAUUCUUGCUCAACGUGACAAGAAAGCUUUAUACGAUGAGGUGAAAAGUCGGCAUGAUGAUAUUCUUCGUUUAGAGGCAAGCAUAAUGGAAUUGCAUGACUUGUUCCAAGAUAUGUCUUUACUGCUUGAAAGCCAGGGUGAAAUGUUGAAUCACAUAGAAAGGAAUGUUGAAAGCGCCGCAGAUUGCGCAACCAAGGCGUUCACUAACGUAAAGCAAGCGAGACAUUUACAAAAAAGUAAACGUAAGGUAAGUUUAACUGUAGACUAA
Messenger RNA from Enterobius vermicularis (human pinworm), 882 nucleotides. NCBI's taxonomy places the organism in Eukaryota, Metazoa, Nematoda, Chromadorea, Rhabditida, Oxyuridae. The record is from the annotation of a GenBank genome assembly.